AUGGCAUCGACCAAUGGGCCCUUGAAUGGUGUUCACACCUCUGGUGAUAUCAAGAAGUCCAGCGAAGAUGAGCAACUAGUAAUCCCGCCCAACUUUAAGGCCACCGUGAUAGAGCGUAUCGGUAUCAGCGCCUUCAAGCUGCUCAACAAAGUUAUACCUUGGUACAAGCUUCCCGGUGUUCUCGGUGCUUUUAACCUGGCCUUCCUGAGGAUCGAGCUCCGACAAUACAAUCUGCAUGACGGCUACGCCUCUGCGGAAGCCCAGGGCAACGCGACGGACAACCCACUGUCGGAUGCGCGUUACCGGGGAGCCCGCAACUCCGAUGGCAAGUUCAACUCACUCGAUCAGCCCCUGAUGGGCUGCAAAGGCAUGCGCUUUGGACGCAACUUUCCACGACACCUGACCCAAAAACCGACUGAGGAGGAGUUGUGGACGCCGAAUCCACGGCAUGGAUUCAGCGAGAAGGUUCAUUGGCCCGGCGCGAGGGGGAAGGAUGAAUCCCCGCUACAACGCUCAACAAAUGCUAGCCUGCCGGCUUGGAUUCCAAGUUUCCAAAUUCCAUGGACUGGGUUUCAACCAAUGUGCAGCGAGGAGAAGUUCAACGUACCUGCUCCGGAGGGCGGGGACUCGUGGCCCCAUCCGCAUAUGGAGGUGUUCCGAACGAAGCCAGACGACAUCCUGGAUCCAUCCGAUAUCAAGUGCCCGGGUUACAAGAACGAGAACACGGCUUGGUGGGAUGGAUCGCAGAUCUAUGGCUCGAGCGAGGCCGUUACCCAAGCUCUGCGUGCCAAGCUGCCAAACGGCAAACUGACGCUUGAUGAAAUCGGCGCUGUUUCGUUUUUACCGCGAGAUAAGGAUGGCAAUCCCCUUACCGGCUUCCACGAUAACUGCGACCAGAUCUUUGACAAAGCCCGCCUCGUCAACUGUGCCCUGAUGGCCAAGAUCCACACCGUGGAGUGGACGCCAGCCAUCCUCGCGCACCCAGCGCUCGAAUUCGGGAUGAACGCCAACUGGUGGGGCGUUGUGGGCGAGAAGUUGACCAAGAUGCUCGGCCGCAUAUCCAAGACCAGCGAGAUCAUCAGCGGCAUUCCGGGUAGCGGCGCCGAGCAGGACGGGGUUCCGUACUCGCUGACGGAGGAGUUUGUUUCCGUGUACAGGAUGCACUCGCUGAUCCCAGACGACAUCGCCUUCCACUCGGCCACCACCGGCGAGCACAUCCGGACCAUCCCCGUCGCCGACAUGACCUUCUCCAAAGCACAACUCCCCCUCCGCCAACCCACCCCCCACCGCCUCACCUUCCCCGACGCCUUUUACACCUUCGGCACCUCGCACCCAGGCGCCAUCACCGCGCACAACUACCCCUCCUUCCUGCGCGCGCUGCCCACGCCCGACGGCCAGACGCGCGACCUGGGCACGAUCGACAUCCUGCGAGACCGCGAGCGCGGCGUGCCGCGCUACUGCGCCUUCCGCCGCCUGCUGCGCAUGUCGGUCCCCCAGACGUUUGAGGAGUUGACGGGCGGGGAUGUGGACAGCGCGCGGGAGUUGAGCGAGGCGUAUGGGGGGAGGAUUGAGCUAGUGGAUGCGUUGGUGGGUUCGCAUGCCGAGCCGGUGAUUGAGGGGUUUGGGUUUUCGGAGACGGCGUUUAGGGUGUUUAUUGUGAUGGCGUCGAGAAGGUUGAAGAGUGAUCGGUUUAUUGCGGGCGGGGAAGGCGGGGAGUGGGGGGAGGGGACGUAUACUAAGGUUGGGUUUAGGUGGGUGCAGGAUGGGGGGAUGCGGGAUGUGUUGGGGAGGCAUUUUCCCGAGUUGAGGGAGACGUUGGAGAGGGGGAAGGGGAAGAAUGUCUUUGCGCCGUGGGUGAAGGUGGGAGAGCGUUGA
This is a messenger RNA of Chaetomium globosum CBS 148.51, 1875 nucleotides long. RefSeq lists its product as uncharacterized. Gene Ontology annotation, molecular function: peroxidase activity; heme binding; oxidoreductase activity, acting on single donors with incorporation of molecular oxygen, incorporation of two atoms of oxygen. NCBI's taxonomy places the organism in Eukaryota, Fungi, Ascomycota, Sordariomycetes, Sordariales, Chaetomiaceae. Gene Ontology annotation, biological process: response to oxidative stress. The transcript is spliced from 5 exons. The record is from RefSeq and is a predicted model, not a curated record. Bases 1 to 1875 code for a protein of 624 amino acids.